Pistacia vera is the source of this 1000-nucleotide messenger RNA. Its product is annotated as adenine phosphoribosyltransferase 5-like. Gene Ontology annotation, molecular function: adenine phosphoribosyltransferase activity. The record is from RefSeq and is a predicted model, not a curated record. The coding region runs from base 194 to 781 and encodes 195 amino acids. Gene Ontology annotation, cellular component: cytosol; cytoplasm. Lineage: Eukaryota; Viridiplantae; Streptophyta; Magnoliopsida; Sapindales; Anacardiaceae. The transcript is spliced from 7 exons. Gene Ontology annotation, biological process: adenine salvage.
AUACACUCACCAGACCUUCUCUCUCGCAUAGAAAACAGAGAGACUUGAUCUUUUAGCUCCGUUUGGGAGGGAAAACUCGUAACAUGGUAAAAAUCCAAACCCAUUUAAACACCACCCAUCAAUCUACUUCCAUAAACAACUAGAACCAUUUUGUUGUUGUUCGUAGCCCACACUCAUUCUGGAGAGAAACAAAAUGUUUGCAGCUGAGAAUGGACUCAAAGGAGACCCAAGGCUGCGAGGCAUUUCUGAAGCAAUUCGGGUGGUGCCUCACUUUCCUAAACCAGGGAUAAUGUUUCAAGAUAUAACAACGUUGUUGUUGAAUCAUAAGGCGUUCAAGGACACGGUGGACAUAUUUGUCGAUCGCUACAGAGACAUGGACAUUUCUGUUGUUGCUGGUGUGGAAGCUCGAGGAUUCAUGUUUGGUCCAUCAAUUGCUUUAGCCAUUGGUGCCAAGUUUGUUCCUUUGCGAAAACCCAAAAAGCUGCCGGGUGAAGUAAUUUCUGAAGCCUAUGUGCUGGAGUAUGGAACUGACUGUUUGGAGAUGCAUGUUGGUGCCGUUCAGCCUGGUGAACGGGCUUUGAUAAUUGAUGAUUUGGUAGCUACUGGGGGCACCCUCAGAGCAGCAGUAAGACUUUUGGAACGCAUGGGGGCUGAAGUUGUAGAAUGUGCUUGUGUUAUUGGGUUGCCUGAGGCCAAGGGGCAAUGCAGACUUAAUGGAACGCCUCUUUACAUUCUUGUGGAGCCUCGCGAAUUAGAUAAUUAUUGUUAUGAUUCUAUGUGAUUGAGAGGAUGCUUGGGCUGACUUGGAGCAAAAGAAAUGAUGCUCGAGCAAUUGGUUACCUCUUACCAAGUUUUGAGUCACUAUGUUUAAACAUAGCAAGCCUCAUUUGUAUGAUUCUUUUUUUCUUGUGAUAUGUAUCUUCUUUUAGGCUGCUAUAUGCCGUCAACAGUUUCAAACGAAGCAAGCAUUAGAAAAAAAAAUUUGCAAUAUUUCAAGAAA